Molecule: messenger RNA, 3861 nt
Organism: Anthostomella pinea
Lineage: Eukaryota; Fungi; Ascomycota; Sordariomycetes; Xylariales; Xylariaceae
Source: the annotation of a GenBank genome assembly
AUGUCCGACCAUCCAUAUCCGCGGGGCCAGUUCGCCCCGAGUCAACAGCCUCCGCCGUCCUCUACACAUCAACCCGUCUUGCCGAAUGCCCCGAUACCCUACCUCGGAAACCCCAACACAGGUGGCGUUGCACCCAACAACUAUGCGGCUAUCAAUAGCUCGUUCCAGUACAACGCCAACCGAAUUCCUGGCUUGGGGCUCGGUGGCCCAUCGGUAUCUUCUACCCCCAAUCGAUUCGAAAACAUAUCGUGGCACGCACUAGCGCAAGUUCCUGAUCCAAAUACAUUUCCUCCCCCGAGUCAGGAACGAACUCUGGGAGUUGAUCCCAAGCAACCUACGCAACAAGACCACACAUUAGGGAGAAACCAGGUGGCUUCCCAGCCUAUUCGACAACCGAUUUCCAGCGCUCUCGAGGAGGGUGAAUUGAGCGAGGGCGAGUUCGAGGAUUUGUACGAACCUCAAGCCCCGGCAAAUGUGUCCGUGCCGGCCGCAAAACAGAUCAUACCGCCGCGUAUUCUUGAAAAUCAUUCUGGUCGUGCAGGUGGUACUGAUGGCUCGUCUAUAUACAACGCCGAGUCACCCCGCGCGAAACCAGCUAUCAACAGCACGUCAACGUCAAUUCCAGAAGCCGAGCGGGAUGUUACGCCAAUUGAGCAGUGGGCACCGGCCAACCGAGAACGUGACCGGUCUGGCUCGUACUCUCCCUACCUGUCGCCCAGGGAAAUUCAACGGAAGUUGCCCGUCGCAAAGGGCGCUCCCCGUGACGCCAGAAUUGCAUCUUCCCAACAUCCUCUUCCGACAUCUUUCGAGACCAACUCUUCAUCAACGCAACAAACCAGCAUAGCCUCCUUCUCAAAUGGUCUCUCACGCACUGGCCCGGUCAUCAAUAACAAUAUGAACACACCUUCUGAUACAGCCAAUGGGUCAGCUAUUGCUGCCCCAUUGUCUUUCCAAUCCCCCUCCGAAGCAAAGAAGAAAGCCCAAGAAGCAAUCCUCGGCUUGUGGCCCCUGAAGGUUCGAUACCAAGAUUAUAUCGAGGAAGGAAUUGAUGAGAGCACGGUCAAGAGUCUAUUCACAGAUCUAGGCUUGGAUACGUCAGUACCUAAACCUACAUCGGCUUCAAUCUCGAAAACUGUCAGGGAUUCACAAGUUGUGCCUGGUGCCGCGGAGAGUGCCCUCAAGGAUUCACCUCGGGACCAAACGGCUGAAAGGUUACCACCCACUAACGCAAUACAACCACCCGUCGACGGGACGAAUGGAUCGCCCACUGCUAGCAAGGCCAUCGAAGUCAAGACGGCAGCCAAGACCGCUGCUGAAGAACGCAAGGACAAAAUAGCUCGAAAACUUGCGGCAAAAGCUCAGAAACCCACGUCCACCGUGCCACCUCCUGCUCCUGCUGCCCCUGCAAUCAAUGCGGUUCCCGCUACUGCUGCCCCUGCGGUCACUGCGGUUCCUGCCGUACCUGCCGCCCCUACUACGCCUGUUGCACCCACGCCGCCCGUUGUCGCUGCAGUGGCUGCAUCUCCGCCAGUCAAUGGAUCAUCUGCAAAGCCCAAGACCAGGGCUGAAACAAAUGCUCUUCUACAGCAGAAGCUCGCAAGGAUCAAGAAAGCUCAAGCUCAAGCAGCAGCUGACAAAGUGCUGGCGAGUCUGAAUGAAGUCACUGAUGAUAUCUCUUCCGCUAUCACUGCACCUAACACGUCUGGAAACGAGCGCGGUAUAGGUUCGCCUGCUAAACCAACUCCUACCCCAUUGGCCCCGCAGGCUAUCAAUCGUCGCUCGGCAUCUACAGAGUUACGUGGCCCGUCAAAAGACGGCAACAUCCCCGGCCUGUUUUUAUCUUCAUUGCCAACUCCUCAACCACUGCAAACCCCGAAUCGCAACUUGAAGCGUCCAGUUGCGUCGGAUUUCGACAAUUAUUCGACCCGGGGCGAACCCAAACGAACUCGCACCCAAGAGACUUUGAUCAUUGACGUUAGUGACGAUGAAGACGUCGAGAUGGAGAUUGGUUCCCCAGCAGAUGAGCCUGCCACGCCGACGGAAGUGGACGACUCAUCCAACCGGAAGACUUCACUGGGCGCAUAUCCACCACUGUCUGAUCCUACCUCUCGACCACAGCGCUCGAGCCCCGCGUUGAGUGCGGCACCUACACCGCCACAAGGUGGAAGCAAGCUCGGCAUGUUGCAUAAACGCAUCGAAGAAGCGAAGCUCAUGAUUGCCAAAGCCGAGGCAAAGAAAGCUGCCCAGAGAGCUGUUCAAGGCAAUGCUCGGAGAUCGAGCACCCUGCCUCCAUCUCAAGCUCAGAGCCCAAGGGUGGUAGCGGCAGAGGCAGAUACAGAGGCACUGCAAGUGAUGAGGUUGCCCAAGGUCGCUGAGGUCAAGGCACAAACGUUGACAAUGACAGCCGAGAGACGCGAUAGGAUCGCGAGCUACGAACUCCGCCUUGUCGAUGCCACUCUUCAAGAGAAGCAGGUGAAGCUGAAGCAAAUCGUUGCUGAAGCAGCUCAACUCGAAUUGGAGCUCCAAGCUGGCUUCAACAAACGACAAAAGCUCGCCGCCGAGAUGGAAGAUUUCGUGUUGACCCCGCUCGGCGAAGUGCCCGACUCAGAUAGUCAAUCGCCGCCUAUCACUACUAUUACGAACGGUGCAGCCCAGUCGUUGGAGCCUAUUCAACGCCAGCUUCUGGACGAACAAGAAAUAGUCUCAAGUCAGGCUUGGCGCGCUUCUCUCAUCAAUUCUCAACCCCCCGUCGACGGCACGACUGUCUCGAGACAAGCAUCGGCCGACAAGGAGCCAAUCUCGGGCCUUCAAAACCCUCCAACGGCCCCAGCGAAGACCAAUGAUGCUGAUUUUCAUCCUCCAUCGCCAAGUUCGCCCCAGACAGAUGAGCCGCUGCGACUGUCUAAUGAGGUGAACGACUUUGCGCAAGGUGAUCUGACACACCCGCCUGCCGAGAAAGAUGGAUCUUUGCGAAACGCGCCAGCGGAAGCCUCCGAACAACAGCCUGAGCAUGAUGAAUCUAUGCCAGACGCAGCAGCGGAAGCGUUGGAACCACAGCCUGAGCAUGGUGGAUCUAUGCCAGAUGCAGCAGCGGAACCCUCGGAACCACAACCUCAGAGGCCAGACGUAGACUCGGACGAGGCCGACAUCCCGAUGCAGACAUCUGCAGCAGAGCUGUCCCAAAGCGAUGAGGAUUCUUAUGAGCCGCUCCCGGCGCAGAUUUCCAACGUCCACGACGCUCAAGUGACUGAUAUCGAGAAUACAGAAGUAAAACAUGUCCUGCCCCAGCACGGGUGCAGUCCACUUACCAGCAGCCAGGUCGUUGAUCAAAUUCCCGAUGAGCCCAACCCGACAUCCUUACCCGAAGAACCUGUUCAACCCGAACCGGAGAAAGCGAGCGGAGAAGAUGAACAACACUCUGUUUUGUCAUCAGGGGAUCUAAUGAACUAUCAGAGCCCUCUUGGGUAUUUUCGGGCUUACAGGUUCCACCCUCAAUUCUUUGAGGAGGUGCCGGGGGGUCUCAAGUCUAUGACUUAUAGCUCCAGGAUUGAUCCGAUGCGGCCAGUGUGCCCGGAUAUACUAGCCGGAGACCAGUGUCCCAGGGGCCAUCAAUGCCAAUACCAGCACUUCGAAAAUAUGGUUCUGCCGGACGCCGAAAUCAUUACCCAGCUCGGGUCCGCCGACAUGUUCACCGGAGAUACGAGAACCAGAUUCAUCGAGGGUCUAAAACAAGUGCUGAACGAGCUGAAACGCAACAAGGUCAAAGACUUCGAUCGCAUUACGAAGGCCAUUGUCAAGCACCGACAGGGUUUCCUCGAUGACAAGACCAAGCUGUUGCACUUGGAUGCUGGCGCUAGCUAG